This is a messenger RNA of Aegilops tauschii subsp. strangulata, 1793 nucleotides long. The record is from RefSeq and is a predicted model, not a curated record. NCBI's taxonomy places the organism in Eukaryota, Viridiplantae, Streptophyta, Magnoliopsida, Poales, Poaceae.
UUCAUGACAUGAUAACUACCAUAAUAUACUUGUGGUCACUUUUCACAAAUCACUCUAUGCAGGAUUUUCAUUCAUAUACUCUGAACAUAGAGAACUAUUCUGCAUCAUUCCAUUUUCCCCAUGGUGAAUAUUGCAACUUGUUUAUCUGGAACUGCAACUUGCACAUAAAUUUGCUCAUACCACACUCCUUUUUUCUCUCUGUUAUAUAACUUUGAUUUAUGCACUUGUCAAAUUUCAGCUCCUGCACCGCUAGGAAAGACCCAUGUUCCAGAUUUAGAAUGGAAGGUUCAUGACUUCUCAGCGCUAGUUGAGACGAAAGCUAUCUCGGCAUUAUCUCCUCCUUUUCACUGCUCUGGGUACAAGUGGUUCCUGCAAGUGAACCCUAAGCACAAACAAGAUGAUAAAGGAAAUCAAUAUGUUGCUCUUUCUCUCGGGAUAUCCCCUGUAUGCUUGGAGCUAGGUCACACAGUGCAUGCAGAGUUUGAGUUGUCAAUAUUCAAGCAUUCAAAAGGAAUGUAUUGUGGAUCCAAAGGUAGACUUAUGAACCUGUUUUUUCACGUACAUCCAUCCUAUUUCCCCGCAAAAAAAAUAAAAUAAAAUCCAUCCUAUUAGCUGGGUCCAUAGUCUUAGUGCAUCACAAGUUUAAUGUCGUAACAUGAUCAAUUACUUUUCCCGUUAACAAGUCGCUUCAUAUUUUCUUCACUGUUAAGUUUAUCACUGUGAGUCACACUUGAGACUCUUCUGAUUCGACCAGUGUUCAUAUGCAUGUUGUCUUUUACUUUGAUAAUCUUUAUUUUGAUGGAUUUCACUACUUUGAUCUCUCCUUUAAUGCUUAACUGGGGUGAAAGUUGAUUAUAUGUUUUUUCGAGGUUAAAAGUUUAUUAUAUGUUAUUUGAGAUAUAUUGAAGUUUUUAUUUCUCUAAUUUUUAACUUUUACCUAAACACAGCUAACUACAACUUCGAUGUCAAGAAUACCUACUCAAACAAGGAAUGCUUGAUUCCUCUUGAGGAGCUACUGAAAUCAUCUACUUUUCUAGUUGAUGAUAGCUGUGUCUUUGGUGCGAAGAUAUUAAAAAUUGAUGUCUCUUCUCCUGAAAAGAAGGUUGUCGUGGUUCAGAAGAAGGCUACCACAGUUCAGAACCUCUUUGUCCAGAAGAAGGGAUUCAUCAAAGGGACAUACACUUGGACCAUGGACAAUUUCCUAGAGUUGGACUCUCAGCGUCCUGUCCGUUCUCCUACGUUUGAAGUUGGCGGACAAAAAUGGUACAUCGGCAUGCAUCCGCGUGGUAACAGGAGCAGCACUGAUUGCCUCACCUUGGGCUUGUACCUGGAUUCUUCGGAUGAGCUCUUUAUCGAGUCUAGGAAGGUGGUUCAAAUCAGUCUGUCUAUCCUGGACCAAAAGAAUGGGAAAUACUUCACUAAAACUACAGGUCUCUUGGUGUAUACAUGUCCAGAAGGCUGGGUAUUGUCCAACUUCUUGCCACUCAAGGAACUCAAUGAUAUGUCCAGAGGCUAUCUUAUAGAAUCAAAGUGCGUCCUCAAGGCAGAUCUCACUAUCUUUGGAUCAUCCAUUGACGGCUAGAUCUUUUCCCUGUGGCUUAAUGGAGAGUUAAUGCGCCUUCAUCCUACUACUAGUUAGAGUUAUACAUAUGAGAUAGUGUUGCUGAUUUGUUUGAUGUUCUUAUAUGGUACUUAUUAAAGAUGAACUAGUUCACACGAAGUUGAGAAAUGAUUUCUAUGUAUAUUACCUUUAAUUUUAUUUUUUGAGGAAUCUAAUAUAUUGUUUGCAAGUA